Molecule: messenger RNA, 549 nt
Organism: Salvia hispanica
Lineage: Eukaryota; Viridiplantae; Streptophyta; Magnoliopsida; Lamiales; Lamiaceae
Molecular function (GO): mRNA binding; metal ion binding
Source: RefSeq, a predicted model, not a curated record
CAUGAACGCAACGACGAUGGUCAAAUUUCUGGGCCAGUUAAUUUUGUCAGCAAAAUUGCAAAUGAUCAUCGUCUCCAGCCACGAAACCCUAAUCAUGGCUUCAAGAGACCGAGGCCGAGAACUCCCCUCACAGUAAACAGGUCAAAGCUCUCGAUUCCUUACAAAUCAGAAAUGUGCAAUCUGUUACAAAUGGGCAAGUAUUACUACGGCGAAAACUGCCAUUUUGCUCACAAUCUGCGUCAAAUCAGAGGGUUGGAGCCAUUUAGUAAGAGAAGUCGUUUAUUUUCUGGUGAAAGGGGUUGCAACUAUCAUCCUCAUCAGAGUGUUGGGAGAGAUGAGGGUGGCUUGAACAGAGUGAGUGCUAGAGGCGGAGGAGAAUCGAUUGAGUGCAGACGUUUGAGUCGGAGAGAAGGAUACAAGACGAAGCUUUGUGCCAGGUGGGAGGAGAGGUUUGGCAGCUGCCCUUAUGGGGACAAAUGUAACUUUGCUCAUGGGAAAGAAGUUGGAGAAGUUGAAUGGCUGCAUAUGCUAACACAUUCAUUACUUUGA